Messenger RNA from Fusarium venenatum, 279 nucleotides. RefSeq names its product mitochondrial 37S ribosomal protein mS37. Gene Ontology annotation, biological process: mitochondrial translation. Gene Ontology annotation, cellular component: mitochondrial small ribosomal subunit. The record is from RefSeq and is a predicted model, not a curated record. Lineage: Eukaryota; Fungi; Ascomycota; Sordariomycetes; Hypocreales; Nectriaceae. Gene Ontology annotation, molecular function: structural constituent of ribosome.
AUGGUUGGCAAUCACAAAGCAAUUCGUCUUCCCCCUUUGAAGACUCUACGAGUCCACAAUCCAAAGCGUCAAGUAGAGAAUCCGUGUAUUGCUAUCAUGUCUAGUGUUCUCGCAUGCUGGGCCUCAGCAGGUUACAACGCAACAGGCUGCGCAGCAGUGGAAACCCAACUCCGAAAAUGCAUGGAUGGACCCGCUGCUCCUCCUGCGCCUACGAAUACCAUUAAUUACCAUUUGUCGCGUAUGCAAAAGUACAUGACUGGACCUAGGAAGCAGAAGUAG